AUGCAUUCACGUUUCGUUCUCAAUGCUCGUCCAGAUCGGAGGUGGUACCUACCCGGUGAUACCGUACGGUGUGAGGUGUCUAUCGAGCAAUAUCCCCUCAACACUUCCACUCAAAGACAUGCAGCUUCAUCGUUAACAGCACAUUCAAAUGUAUUUUCUUCAGUCUACAAUGAUUUCUUUGGAGAAUCCACAGAUUAUGUUAAAUGGGUAUUGGAUGCGUUAGAGCUGCGCGCAGGAGGGUAUUGCAGGAUGGAUCCAGAAUGGUUUUCCAGUGAUUUGUUCCGAACCUCAUCAAACGCGUUGCAACGUUCAUCUAUUAGCACAUCGUUAUCUCUGCCAAACCACAUAGAAGCAAACCCUCAGCAGUCUCUUUUGGGUAUGGUUCUCUCCAUGAUAAAACGCAGCAACACAGAAACACGUUUAUCGCUCGAAUACACCUUGUUUGAAUCGCCUAUUUGGACUAUUGCUCAGUCUAUUCCUAAUAAUCCAGAAAGACGUCUUUGUUUCUCCUUUUCGCUCCGUCUUCCAGACGAGUUGCCACCAUCCUUUGAGGGCACUCACGCUAAAAUAGAGUACUUGCUUUCUAUAACCACCAAAUGGCGAUGCGAGGGAAAUACUUGGGAUGAUAAGCUUGCAACGCUCAUAGUAUCAAUUCGUGUUUUUUGCAUGGCGGCAAUGACUUCUACGAUUUUUAUCACAUCUAUCUUUCCCCUUCGCGUCGAUCAUCCACUUGUGGAUGAAAAUUACGGCUUUGAAUGUUCCCCUUUGAUCCAAACAACAACUUCCGGUAAUAACACCGCGGAGCCAUUGCAUUCGACGAGGAUAGUUGAAGGCGGGCGGAGUAGGAAGAAGCCGCCAGAUUGGUAUGCUCUCAAAUUAGAACGGCAGACCAUUAAGGGGGAACCUAGAAGCCUGAGAAGGUUUGAGUUUACACCCCCUAACAGCAAUCGUGAGCCUGUUCAGCUUAUUUUGCACUCCGCAAAGGUAGCUGUUGGCUCCUCCGUGCUCGGCGUGUUCAGCCAUAACAUAUUGGCAAGAGCGGAUCUGUUGGUGGCAGGGGAAUCUAGGCUCGUUCCCCUCUUAGCUCAUGUUUCACUUCAGUUUCUGGAGUGCGGCAAUGAGUAUAGCAUGUGGCAAGAGAAGAAAUUUGAAAAAGCUUAUGGGGUAGAUAAUUUGGGCAUCAUUCGUUGCCACAUAUUAGCUGAAGAGCGGCUUCUUCUCUUAGACUCCCCAAACGCGUCCUUCACGUUUCAUUUAACUGUGGAGAACAUCCCCGGCGCGACUUUCUUCACAGACAUCGUCUCUGCUAUGUGGCAUAUUCGCGUGCAAGUGGUAUGGGGGAUUCAUGACAAUACGCGAAACGCAAAGGUGAAAAGCGACGAGAAAACACUUGACGGCAGAGUCGUGGAGGCUGUGAUUCCUAUCAUUGUAGAGCCCCCACCCGUCCCUCUUGAAUCCCGCUACAAACUCAUUGUGUGA
Molecule: messenger RNA, 1479 nt
Organism: Phytomonas sp. EM1
Lineage: Eukaryota; Euglenozoa; Kinetoplastea; Trypanosomatida; Trypanosomatidae
Source: the annotation of a GenBank genome assembly